Gekko japonicus is the source of this 1848-nucleotide messenger RNA. RefSeq names its product GTP-binding protein 10 (putative) (gene GTPBP10). Bases 156 to 1214 code for a protein of 352 amino acids. Gene Ontology annotation, cellular component: mitochondrion. The record is from RefSeq and is a predicted model, not a curated record. Gene Ontology annotation, molecular function: GTP binding; magnesium ion binding; GTPase activity. The transcript has 10 exons. NCBI's taxonomy places the organism in Eukaryota, Metazoa, Chordata, Lepidosauria, Squamata, Gekkonidae.
GGGUCCUCAGCCUCCUCAUGCGGCAUCGGAAUGGGAAGUUUCUGCUCUCGGUGCAAGGAGUGUGUUGCAUGAAGGAGCCGCUCUAAGCAAAUCUGCUGAGAAGUACUGCCCAUUUAUUCAACGGGACCUACUCCCAAGAAAAUUAUGGCAGAUUUAUGGAUGACCUAAGGAUCUAUGUGAAAGGAGGAUCUGGUGGAAUGGGCCAUCCUCGAUUAGGUGGAGAGGGAGGAUGUGGUGGUGAUGUGUGGCUGGUAGCCCAAGAAAAACUUACUUUGAAGAGAAUGAAAAGUCAGAAUCCUGAGAAACGGUUUCUGGCAGGACCAGGGGACAACAGCAAGAUUGUUGCUCUGAAAGGUGCAAAAGGGAAAGAUUGUGAAGUAAACGUGCCUUUCGGAAUAUCAGUCGUUACGGAUGGUGGGAAAUUGUUAGGUGAACUUAACAAACCAGGAGAGAGAUUAUUGGUGGCACGUGGGGGUGCUGGUGGCUCGCCGGUUACAAAUUUCUUGCCCUCCAGAGGUCAAGCAUACAGCAUUCAUCUUGAUUUGAAACUUAUAGCUGAUGUUGGCUUAGUUGGAUUUCCAAAUGCAGGAAAGUCGUCUUUGCUAAAAAGUAUUUCCCAUGCUACCCCUCAGAUUGCAGAUUAUGCCUUCACAACGAUAAAUCCUGAACUGGGGACAGUUAUGUAUUCUGAUCACAAGCAGAUCACAGUUGCUGAUCUUCCAGGAUUGAUUGAAGGUGCACAUGAAAAUAAAGGAAGAGGACACAAGUUCCUGAAGCAUGUGGAAAGAACAAAGCAGCUUCUCUUUGUUGUUGAUGUAUUUGGCUUUCAGCUUUCCUGUAAGACACCAUUCAGAACGGCCUUUGAAACUAUAAUACUACUAACAAAAGAAUUGGAAUUGUAUAAAGAAGAACUUCGAGACAAACCUGCCCUCCUUGCUGUCAAUAAAAUGGAUUUGCCAAAUGCACAAAGAAACUUUAAUGAGCUUAUGGAACAAUUACAGAACCCUCAAGAUCAUAUACAUUCAUUCCCCAAAGCGAUGAUUCCAGCAGACCUUGUAAGAUUCAAGGAAAUCAUUCCUAUAUCGGCACUUACUGGUGAAGGAACUGAAGAACUAAUUCUGUGCUUACGAAAAGUACUGGAUGAAGAGGCUGAGAAGAAUAUUGAACAGUAUCAGAGGGAACAACUUCAUGCAUUACAUCUAUCAGAAAUAUAGAUGUUCCUUACAAUCAGAAGCUGUUGUAUGGUAAUUAGGUGAUUCAUCUUUGCAGGCCUCUGAAUGAAUACUGAAUUUACAUAUUGCCUAGCCGUAAUUUGCUCUCUGAUGCUACUCUCAGGUAUACUGCUAUACUGCUACCCAGGCAUUCAAAAAACAAAAUUAAGUGAAUUAGCGUGUUCCGGUUUUUUGUGAAACACAAAAAUACACAAUAUGCUAAUUAGAUAACUUUGGGUUAGCAAGAGUUAAGCAGCUUCCCAAGGUACACAGCAGUCCUUGUCAGGCAAGUUACAGGAUACUUUUGAUAAGAUGUAAAUAACUACAUAAUUGUAUGUAAAUAUGCUGAAGAUCUCUUCCUGUUUAUUUAUGCAAACAUUUCAGAAGUAGUAUUUUUUGGCUGGAGAAUAUCAGUGAGAGUGAAGAAAUGUCCCCCUGGAAUAUUUGGGGUAGGAAUAAUGACAAAGUUAUUUAGCAGUAACUGUAGGAAGCACAGUGUAGAACAUAAAAGUGGCAAAACCCCUAUCCUGAAUACUGCAAAAUGAGCAGGACAAAAGUGAAGGGAUCAAACUAUAUAACAGUAAGGCUGUGGUUGUAAGAGAGGAUUUAUAUAAGGACUAGAAAAGUAUACACAUCU